This is a messenger RNA of Owenia fusiformis, 2424 nucleotides long. The record is from the annotation of a GenBank genome assembly. Lineage: Eukaryota; Metazoa; Annelida; Polychaeta; Sabellida; Oweniidae.
GUUAUGAAUACCAUAUCUCAACAUCUUUUAGUUUCUUCCCAGAAAUUAAUCAAACUGCAAUGGUUCAGAGGCGCUUUAAGCUCUGUUUUUAUAAGGUUGUUAUUUUAUUUGAAUUUGAACUAUUUUCAGGAAACCGUGCAGAAUGUCGUUGCUUCAAAGUCACUUCCUGAUGACACUUGGACUCAUUUGUCUUGUCCGCUGCGAGAAUUUGGUGAUGAUGCCCUUUGACCAUGUCAGUCAUGUGAAUUUCUUUGUGGUGACAGCCCAUACCUUGGUGAAGGAGGGACACUCUGUCACUUUUGUUAUUGCUCCUCGUCAUAAGAAAACACUCGAUAAACAUGGAUUAAACUAUAUCACAUAUGACAGUGUGAAUGCUGACAAGAGUGAUGACUCAAGGAAAGCUAUCGAGAAUGAUGUGUUCGAAGAAAAUAAAGAACCAGUGUCUCUAAUGACAACACUGAGUACUAUAAAAAACCUUGUUGACAAUCAGAAAGUAGAUGUACUUGGUGACAAUGGGCUUAAACAGCAGAUGGAUGCUACUGAAUUCAAUUUAGCAAUUAUAGAUGGUACUUUGUUCUGUAGGUAUUUGUAUGUGUUAGCAUACCGACAUUCAAUCCCAUAUAUAACACUAACAGCCUCAGAUGAUCCACUUGCUUCAGGAGUUACUGGACUGCCUUCAGUUCAACCAUUGCCAGCUUUCUGGUUUACUGAUAACAUGUCUAUUACACAGAGAUUGAUUAACACGUUUGCCCAAUUUAUGACACUCUAUGUGCUUCCUGCUGUCCUGUAUCCUAAUAGUAUUAUCGCAGAAUAUGCCCCCAAUAAGCCUGCUGUCAGCAUGGAUUUUCUCUACAAACAGUCUGAGUUGGUACUUGUCAAUCUUCAAGAUGUUUGUCUGGAUUAUCCACGAGUUACUGCCCCACAUUAUCAGAUGGUAGGAGGCAUGGGAGCACACCAUCCACAUCCUCUCCCAGAGAAUAUUGAAAGCUUCAUCCAGGGGGCUAAAGAUGGGAUUGUUGUAAUGACAUUUGGAAGCAUUUUCUCAAAAAUGCCUGAUCGUGUUUUGAAGAAAUUUUUUGAUGCGUUUAAAGUUUUCCCUAAAUUGAGAUUUAUUAUGAGAAACAGUGAAACUACCUUGAAGGUGCCUGACAAUGUGCUUCCUUUGAAUUGGCUACCCCAGAAUGAUAUUCUUGGACAUCCCAGGACCAUUUUGUUUAUCACACAUGGUGGCAACAAUUGUCAACUAGAGGCUGUCUACCAUGGUGUACCUACUCUUACAUUCCCUCUGUUUGGAGACCAGUUCAGCAAUGCUGUUAGGAUGCGAGUUAAAGGCUUUGGGUUAGACCUCCAAAUGAAGACUUUUACUACAGAAAGCCUUAUACAAAAUUUGAUUGAACUCACAACUAAUGACACGUUCAGGAGCAAGAUCAAGCGCUGCUCUGCUAUUGUAAAAGAGCAAACGCCUGCCCAGGAGAAAGUUGCACGCUGGGUGAGGCAUGUAUUGAAGUAUGGUUCUGACCAUCUCAAGUCUCAUUCCAUUGACAUGCCUUUAUACCAGCUACUUCUUCUGGAUGUUAUGUGCAUUGUCAUGCUGGGAUUGGGCAUUGUGUCACUGUUACUAACUUGUUGCUGUAGGAUGGUUAUAUUUAAGUGUUGCUGUAGAGGUAGACAAAAAAUUAAGUCCGAGUAACUUUUCAUAUUGGCUUAUAAUACCUUACUGAUAUUAUAGAUAUUUCAUUCAGUCCAGACUAAGGUUUGAAGACAAUCAGUUCCAAGUUACAUCAGGGAUCACAUUAUUCAUUAAUAUCAUGGACAUGAAAAAAAUAGAAAGGGAACUUCGAGGGUACCUCCUCAUUUUUUAGGCAAUUUCUUCCUAAAUUGUAAAGUAAUAAAAUUCUUUAACAAUAUAUUGUGAAUUUUUCCUUGAUUCAAGUUAGAGCAAUAUGGUUAAUUCAAUUUCAAGUGUAAGUAAUGAAAUAAUUUUUUUUUAUUUAUUUUAUUUAUUUGCUACAUGUUAAAAGUGAAAGUGAAAAUAAAUAAAUAAGUUAAGUAAGAGUUUCCUUUCAUUUUUGGUUGUCCAUAAUAUAAGAUAUGUUUAGAAAAGAACAUUAAUGCACAGAUGCAUUUUUAUGGAUAACUAAUACAGAUGUAUACUAGAAUAUAAUUUUAUUAAUUAGAUUAAUUAGUUUAGUGAAUCCUUCUUCACCCUUAUAUGAUCAAUGAGAAUUUAUAAUUUUUAUGAAUGGAUAUUUUAUUCUGUUUACUAUCAACAUCAUCACCAUCGAUAGUCAUGCAUGGAUUUAGGUAAUUAAUCUGUUUACAUUAGACAAAAACGAUUGCCAAAUUAAACAUCAUCAUUUGUAACCUACAAAAGCUUAUCCAAUAAAUAUUUACAGUCAUUGAAAAAAUGUACCGUGUUGUCUU